Hermetia illucens (black soldier fly) is the source of this 1764-nucleotide messenger RNA. RefSeq names its product protein amalgam-like. The coding region runs from base 275 to 1378 and encodes 367 amino acids. The transcript is spliced from 5 exons. NCBI's taxonomy places the organism in Eukaryota, Metazoa, Arthropoda, Insecta, Diptera, Stratiomyidae. The record is from RefSeq and is a predicted model, not a curated record. Gene Ontology annotation, cellular component: neuron projection.
GCCAUACUAUGCCAGCAUCAGCAUCAUGAACAACAACGACUUUAAUGGCCAUAGCAACAACAAAGUAACACUCAACUUGUUUCGUCGUCUUCACUUUUUAUUCAAGGAUCAGUCCGAAGUGAGUUAAAGAGCCGGUGACAUCGUGACGUGGUGUGAAGAAAUUGUGUACGGAAUAGUGCCGAGGAGUCAACUUACUGCUUCUCGAAUCUCAUCCUUUUGUGGACCCUCGUCUUUUUCUCCGCAUUGUAGUGCUCGAGGUAGUUCUUCGGACAAUAUGACUUUUGGAAAUUGCCGCGUCGUCCUUAAAUUAUUCCUAGUCAUCAUAUGUGCAAAGUUAUCACAUCAAACACCGGCCAUUACGGCAAUUUCUCCAGAACAAAUAAGAGAUAUCGGGUCAUCAGUAACACUGAACUGCACUAUUGAAAAUGCCAGCAGGUAUGCAGUCUCUUGGGCAAAGCGACAUCGCGACCAACCAUCGGAUAGUGUGGCUUUAACAUUCCGCACCCAGUUGACCAUCAACGAUCCACGCUUCGAAGUCAAUGAAACAAUGAAUGGAACUACGAUGAUAUACUCGCUAACUAUAAAUAAAAUUGAAGCCACCGAUAUGGGAACGUACGAAUGUCAAGUCAUCAUAUCCUUCCAGCAGAAAAACACCUCCACUGUGAAUCUGCUCGUUAAACAUCCUCCAGUUAUCUCGCUAUCAGAGACUACAACAAGUGUGAACGUUGCCGAGGGGCUUCCGACCCAGCUUUCCUGUGCGGCAAGUGGAUAUCCGCUGCCAACCAUCAGUUGGACUCGGGAAUACAAUGCCAUCAUGCCUCACGGAGGACACAGCUAUAGAGGAAAAGUUCUUAAACUCGACAAAGCUCAUCGCGAGGACCGAGGCACAUAUUAUUGUAUUGCAGACAAUGGUGUCGGCAAGCCGGAUAAGAAGAUGGUUUCAUUAGAGGUGGAAUUCCCUCCCAGGAUUACAGCUCCCAGACCGAAAGUUGCACAGGCAAUUGAUUAUGACGUCGAGUUGGAGUGCAAAGUGGAAGCGUAUCCUGCACCAGCCAUAGUUUGGUACCGAAAUGGCGCGACGUUAACGAGCAAUAGUCAUUACAGAAUAACUAAUAUAGCGACUGCAUUCGAGAUUACUAAUUCCGUGGUUCGAGUAAUUACCAUCGAUAAGGAUAGCUACGGAGACUACUACUGUAAUGCGACGAACAAAAUGGGUCACGACGUAGCUAGAAUUAAUUUGUUCGAAACGAAAUCGCCCGACAUCAACUUCUCGGGAUUAAUAUGGAUUAAAAACGGUUCACCACGUUCUACGUUCGAUAAACGAUUACUCGCAUUAAUUGCAAUAAUUUUCAGAUUAAUUUUAUUGAUAACAAUAUAAAACUUUCUUUGUCAUUUUAUACUUUACCGGAGUGAAUUAUACGAAUACUAAAAUGUAAGAAGAUAAGAAUAAAAUGGUUAGGUUAAGCCAAAAUCAUAUCUACACGUUGUUGAUGGUAAGAUUCUCACAAAGUUUAAGAAUGAAUGUUGUAAUGGAGGAAAAAUAUGAUAUAAACGCAAACGAAAAAUCGGCAUGUUAUGAAAUUGUGACCAUUAGAAAAGCGCAAGCAUUUUUUACGAACUUAAUGUUAAGUAUGCCUAAUUGUAAGAUUUUAUGGAAAUCAUUUUACCAAACAAAUUGAGAUUUUUGAAUAUCAUGUUUUGAAAUUUAUUAUGAACUCUUUUGAUAUUUGAGAAAAUUUAUUAAAAUAUACUACUAAAUUGCGA